Messenger RNA from Colossoma macropomum (tambaqui), 855 nucleotides. RefSeq lists its product as uncharacterized. The coding region runs from base 1 to 855 and encodes 284 amino acids. The record is from RefSeq and is a predicted model, not a curated record. Lineage: Eukaryota; Metazoa; Chordata; Actinopteri; Characiformes; Serrasalmidae. The transcript has 10 exons.
AUGACUGCUCGGAUAGGCUCCAGUGACCCAAACAUAUUUCUGCCUUCUACUACUGCACCCAUAAUUACAACCACCACCUCCAUCACCACUGUUGGUCAGACAGUGAAGGGAACAUUCACUCCUCCACAAACUCUUCCCACUUCUGUUCCGUCCACCUAUCCAGUGUCUCUCCUGGUUCUGGGAGCGGUGCUCUUCCUGGCCUUAGUGCUUCUGGUUGUGCUGUUUUACCAGAACAGAGUGCUCAGGAGAGUGCUCUCUAAGAGGAGGCGUAAGACUCUGACUGAGGCAGUCUAUGAGGAGAUCGACCGCAGACACAUCACUAAAAGAAAUGACUUGACUCCACAAGGCAGUAUCCUCUCUAAAGAACAGCAUUCAGGAUAUGAGGAUGUGGAUGAGGAGCUUCUCUCAGGUGAACCACCAAAAGAGGACACAGAAAAGAGCUAUGAUGAUGUCAUCACUGCUGGACAGAUCUCUAAAAGUGUAGCAGGCAGUAUCCUCUCUAAAGAACAGCAUUCAGGAUAUGAGGAUGUGGAUGAGGAGCUUCUCUCAGGUGAACCACCAAAAGAGGACACAGAAAAGAGCUAUGAUGAUGUCAUCACUGCUGGACAGAUCUCUAAAAGUGUAGCAGAGAAUGUAGCAGAGAAUUAUGAUGAGGUCAUCACUGCUGACCAGAGCUCAGCUGUUGUGACAGCUUUACACAUGGUGUGUACUGGCCAGCAUGAGGUCACAGCUCAGACCCUGUUGCAACCUGAACUCAUGGAUACAGAGGACAGCACAGGCACAAUGGCCAGACAGCUCGCUAAGAAACCAGACAUAACCAGAGUGUUCGAGAGCCCUGAAGAGAUACAGCCUUGA